GGUGAGAUUUAGUGAUAAAACAUUAAACCGAAUAGCAGAAUCAUAUCCCAAUCUGAAGUACCUCAACUUGGAAGGGUAUAAUGAUAAUAGAUUAAUAACUGAUAAAGGUCUAUAUGUAAUUACAAAUUCAUGCUAUAAAUUAGAAUAUCUGAAUAUUUCUAGUCACAAAGAAUUUUCUGAAAUAGUCAUUUGGAAUGUUAUUCAUUCUUGUCUGAGGAUUCAAGAGUUUGUUAUUUAUGAAUGUAAAAUAUCCAAUACAACCAUCAAGGAAAUUGAAUUAUAUCUUAAAAUAAAAUAUAUUAAUCCAGGUACCGCUAUCUGA
Funneliformis geosporum is the source of this 322-nucleotide messenger RNA. NCBI's taxonomy places the organism in Eukaryota, Fungi, Glomeromycota, Glomeromycetes, Glomerales, Glomeraceae. The record is from the annotation of a GenBank genome assembly.